This is a messenger RNA of Micromonas commoda, 771 nucleotides long. RefSeq lists its product with no specific name. Gene Ontology annotation, molecular function: protein binding. The record is from RefSeq and is a predicted model, not a curated record. The transcript has a single exon. NCBI's taxonomy places the organism in Eukaryota, Viridiplantae, Chlorophyta, Mamiellophyceae, Mamiellales, Mamiellaceae. Bases 1 to 771 code for a protein of 256 amino acids.
AUGCCUGCGUUUCUCGACAUGGUGAAGGCGGCGGAGAGGGGGGAGGUCGACCUGCUCACGCGAUGUCUCGAUCUCGGGUUGAACCCUCGCGAGAGGCAUCAAUACACCGUCUCCUUCUACCAGCAGAACAUUCCCAGCGAGAAGCACCGGAAGCAAAUGGACGGCUUUUCGACGGAAAGUUCGGCGUGGACCGCGGCCGCGGCGUGCGGUCAGUUGGAGUGCCUGCGGGUGCUCGUGUCGAGAUGUGGGUGCGUACCAGACAGAGCUGUCGUGCAUGCAGCGGCUUGCGGCCACACCGAGUGCCUCCGCUUCCUCCUGGAGUCCGGCGGCGACGCGAAGGCUGUCGACAGCGACGGCGACAACGGCGACAACGGCGACAUCGACUCCACAUCCUCCGACGACGAUGAGCUAGUGAACGCGUUCAGGAUGGCGUGUGCCUCGGGUCGCGCGGACUGCGUCCGGCUGCUCAUCGCGCACGGCGCGGAUUGGGAAGACGACUACGCGAAGUGGUUGGCGGAGCAGAGGCCGGAGCCGCAGCUGGAGUGCUAUCGCGGCGACGGCGGACACGACCUGGUCCUCUGGAUCUUCCAACAGGCCCUAUUCGCGUGGCGGCAGGGGGGUAACAAAAGGGUGAGGAUCGCGUUUGGCGGUCAGUCGGCGAAGCCGGUGACGUCGCGGGAUCCGCACGGUCCUUCACUGCAGAAAAAGGGGUCGACUUGCGGUUGCCUUUCUGCGAUGUGCAUGCCGAGAAAGGUGAAGAUGCAUCAUUAG